Molecule: messenger RNA, 4078 nt
Organism: Anarrhichthys ocellatus (wolf-eel)
Lineage: Eukaryota; Metazoa; Chordata; Actinopteri; Perciformes; Anarhichadidae
Product: eukaryotic translation initiation factor 5A-1-like
Exons: 5
Coding region: 374-832 (152 amino acids)
Biological process (GO): positive regulation of translational elongation; positive regulation of translational termination
Molecular function (GO): ribosome binding; translation elongation factor activity; RNA binding
Source: RefSeq, a predicted model, not a curated record
UCGUCACCCGGAUCCCGUACCUGCCCUCUCUGCUCCUCCUGCGGUACAAAACCUCUACGCAUGCGAAGUGACUCUCCCUUUUUUUUUUGUAAGCAAGACAAAAGGUUAUUGAUUUUGAAGCACUUAUGGCCCAACCACUGUCGACUCCUUUGUGACAGCGGUUGAGGUGUCGAAGCUGGUCUGGUCUUGGUUGUAGUCCUAGUUCCAUGUGUUGCAUAUCUGUGCUCACCAGCUACCACACAAUUAUUAUUUUUCGUAAAGGAUUAUUUUUGUAAAAAUAGUUCUUAGUACCACACACAUUCCUCAUAUUGAAGUAAUUCUAGUGUCACAGUCAUUUUAUGUUUGUUAUCAGGGUGGUGUACAACAGCCCAUCAUGGGGGAUGAAGAUUUCGCAUGUGGGCACUCUGGGGCCUCCUCAACAUUCCCACAGCAGUGCUCUGCUUUGAGGAAGAAUGGCUUUGUCAUGAUCAAAGGACGUCCCUGUAAGAUCAUGGAAAUGAGUACCUCUAAGACCGGCAAGCAUGGACAUGCCAAGGUUCAUCUUACAGGACUUGAUAUCUUUACUCAGAAGAAGUAUGAAGAUAUCUGCCCAUCUACCCAUAACAUGGAUGUCCCACAUGUUACAAGGAAAGACUACCAGGUUAUAGACGUCGCAGAGGGUUUCUUGGGCCUGCUGGAUGACGCUGGAGCAAUCAGAGAGGACCUUAAGGUGCCAGACACCGACCUGGGAAAAGAAAUCCAGACGAAGUUCGAUAAUGGAGACAAUUUUAUGGUCACUGUGCUGAAAGCUUUAGAUGAAGAAAAUGUCAUUGCCACCAAAGCCCAGAAUUAAUAUGCCCAGGACAGCGCUGAGGACUUCCAACUGCUACUCUCCAGUGUGGCUUUGCAGCCUUCACCCCACAUCUCUACCAGUUUACCUGCUGGUCAACAGAAGUCUGGAAACUGGACAGGGUCAGCUUCAACCAUGAAGUUAUCCACCUGCAGCCGUCACAGCUUAAUUUUGCAAUUGCUACUGAUAUUAUUUCAGGAAUAUCUUAACAACAUUCCAGCAUUUCAUAACAUUCUUUUGAGUAUCAGUGACAUGUGUCUUUUUCUGUCUGCAUUAUUAUUUUUCUAAAUCCCUCUUAUGCCCCCUUCCUUUUUUUUUUUUUUUUUUUUUUCUUAAUGAAAUGUAGAUCUUUUGAGUUGGCUGUGAGCAUGUAUCCUGAGGUUUGUUUACAAUUGUGAUGCUGCACCCUGCUUUCAACUUAAAUUGUCCCCUAAAAACCGGCUUUUAUCUCUACUGGCUGACUUGAUCCCUCAAUCGAGCUGCAGCUCUACAGCUCAACGGACUUUAAAACAACUUCAUGGCCAGAAUAUGCCUUUGACAAUUAAAACAUAUGCAUGGAAACUUCUAAUUGACAAUUGACUUGUAUACACAUGCCCUAGCAGCUGUGAACUUCUAUAAAAUACAAUUUACUUUGCAUUUCAACUGUAGCAAGGAACUCUGCUGUUUUCAAGCCGAACAGGGGCGGCGGGUGCACCCGUUUUCUUUUUUCUGCUAUGAAACAUUUUCCUUUCACUUGAGGCCUUUAUGUAUAGGACAUCAUUUUGAAAGAACAAAACACUGAAGACCUUAACUAUUAGCAACACCACAAUGCUUCAGAGGAUUCUUGGCACACAAUAGUCAAAACGUAAAACCAUUUUACGUUUUGUAAAACGUAGCCAGGUCUAGAUGAUGGGUCUGCUGCGGGUUUUCCAAGUCUUGUCACCGGAGACUUUAGUGCUCAAGAACGGACCAGAAGAGUGUUACCACAGAGCGAUAUUAUGGGCUGCAGGUGAGGCACGGUGGUUGUAGAGAGUAAAUCUUUUGGGGUGCUUGGUCUGUUUGCUGUGCAAUGGGAUUUUUAAGCAUGUGCAGAGUUCACUCUAAAACAGAUUGUGGCUCAAAAUAAUUUUUAUGAAAUAAAGAGACCGUUGGUAUUUGCAAGAAAAUCGGAAUGUGUUACAUGCAGUGCAUUAACAUGGUUGCUGUAGAUUCAGAAACAGGUAGUCCGUUUUCUCCCCUACCUCCUACCAUUAAAAUGAAAACUAAAGCUUUUUUUAAGUGUAUUUGCAAUAUAUUUGAAGCGCUGCAGGCUGAGGUUCUUCUGAUUUAAUGGUGCAGUGAGGACCGAUUCUAGUACAGUAUUUCAAGAGCCCAGUGUCUAAAAAAAUGACCCGUUAUUAAGUUACUUAAGUAGACUUAUUUGUUUUAGUCUGACUUUGGAUUUUGGCUCUAUGCACUGUUCUCAUAGCAAUACUUUUGCAAUUUCAAACUUUGAUUGUGAUCCUACACUUUUAUUAAAAAAACAACUAUAAACUCAGUGAAGUGUAAACAUGUUGAAUAAAUCAGAUUUCUCUAGCAGAAGUCCCAUAGUCCCUAACACCGGCCAAGGACAGUGUUUAACGUAACUUUUAAUGACGUAUUCCUAAAAGUUGAAAUGGUUCAAUCAGUGUAAAACAUACUGAUUGUAAUCUUAACAUUGGAUGAUAAUGGGCCCAGUUUUUAAGUUUGAAGUAGCCUACCUGAUUUUGUUCAGACUUCGUUCCAGCUAAAGUAUUUUUUACUUCAUUCAAGACACCAAAGUAAGCCGCUGAAUGUUGUAUUGUGUAUCAAGGUCUACAUUAAUUUUACUUCUCAAUAUUCAGAUUUUGUUAAAUGCGUUGGGAACUAAAGCAUCACAACAGUGGCUUCUACGUAACUUCUUCUCCUGGCCAUCUAGAGUCUCACUUAUGGUACACAACGGCACAACGGUAGUACUCUGGACUGCAAGAGCCAAAGCUGGAAGCCACGUGACCGUACUAACAGUGCAUUUCAGAGUGUUCUUUUCUUUUUACGCUGCAGGAAAAAGCACUUGCAAAAGAAAGCACCAAUGGCAGCACACAGUGGAAACACUGAUUCUAUGGCAAAUUUGGGGACACAUGCAUGGCAACUUGAAAUCCCUGCUUGUGUUUAUAAGCACGUAGGUCAUCUCACAACUUGUGCGUGUAAAACCUGUUCUACACAUUGCAGAAACUAGUCUUUGGGUAGUUGAUUAAACUAGAAAAAGUUCAACUCGUUUGACCAGGGAGCCUAUGUACACUGGCGUGCUGUUCCAUCCUUUUAUUUUGGUUGCAAGCCUGCCAUCGUGUCUGUGAAGACCAGAUUUAGUAUGUAGAGCAGUGCUUUCCAAAUCCUAAUAUCCAAUCAGUAGUGUUACUUUCUGGUUGUGUCCUCAGCAGCUCUAACAGAAUAAGAGUCUUCCUGGAGUCAUAUUUGUGUUACAUGUAUCCAUAACCAAGGCCAGACGCAGGGAAACGGACUGAUUUCUCCCCAUCUGUUCCCUUUCCCGUUAUUAAGCUGGUCUGGUCUCUGAUAUGUAGCACUAAAUACUACCACACGGCUAGUUAAUGAUCCGCCACCUUUAGCCGUCUCUCACAUGGAGACAGGUUACAGAACUGACCUCUUAUUCCACUGAGAAAAUGUUUACACUGUGUUCUGUCCUCGUUGGUUUCCCAUGCUGAUCUAGGAUCAGAGACUGCAAGGCAUACAACUACCAAAUGAUGAGUCAAAGUGUCAUGAGGGCAGAUUUUCUCAGGGGAUCCAAAUAAAAUGUCAGGAGAUUUAUUAUUAACAGUGUUCAGCAGUGAGGAUAAUAAAUUCGAUGAUUAGAGUUUUUAUUUUGAUUCAUUUGUGUCGUGAGUCCACUAUUCUGGUAUUGGAGAACGUUAUGUUUCCUGCCCCCCAUUGAUAUUGUCUGCUUCAAAUUUUCAAGAUUUAUUUGUGAGUUUCGACCACAGGCACAGCGUAUUAUGUUGAAUCGGGAACAGGUGACUAACUCAGUCCUGUACUUUAUGUUCCUGGUGUAUGCUGUGAGGGGUUCCUGGAGUCUUCUUCUUCCUUUUUAAUGUUUGAUCAAAACAAUUCCUAGAGAAAAAUUUGACUGUUAACUUCUUCUGGAACAUAAAGAUACAUUGGCUCCUCUAUUCUAACUGAUGUAUAGUUGCUGUCUUAAAAAUCAAAAACUUUCUAUUUUUAUUGUAAAGGCAAAAUAAAGAUCAAUCAGAUGUUCCUGGC